Oryzias latipes (Japanese medaka) is the source of this 2607-nucleotide messenger RNA. RefSeq lists its product as uncharacterized. The record is from RefSeq and is a predicted model, not a curated record. NCBI's taxonomy places the organism in Eukaryota, Metazoa, Chordata, Actinopteri, Beloniformes, Adrianichthyidae.
GCUGGAGAAGCUGCUUACACUCAAACAAUCUCACAGUCUUGCUCACAAUCUGGCAGAAGUCAAGCUGCAGGAGACAGGUACCAUGGCUUGGGUUUAUCUUUCGACAUCACCCUCUGCAACAGAACUUUUUAAAAUGCUUUGAGAGAUCUCUAAGGAAGUUUUAGUUUUUGAAACCUCAAAUUGAAAUUUAAGUGAUUAUUUCAUCAAGAUGAGCGUGAAAAGGAAAAAGUCUGGGCUGGUCAUCAGCUGGAGGAAGUCAUUCUCUAUCCUGGCUCCUUGGAGGAAGGGUAAAGGAGACGGGGAUGCAGUGACGGGAAGUGAUGUCAUCCUGACUAAAAUGAAGCUCUUCAACAACUUCAAUGAAAGACCGCUUAAGGCUGAUGACUGUAUGUCCACCAUCUCUACAGUGUCAGAUUCCGAUCAGCAGAUCUUAAACAAUAUCAAAGUCUCUGAGGUGAACUCUGACCUCGACGACAAGUCCUCACAGUACCACACGAAGUCCAGCUCAGACUACCUGUCGGCUAUUUUUUCAAACUCUCAGCUUCCUAGGUUGUACAAAUUUGAAUCAGAGGACUCUGGAGUGGAGCUCAACAGUGGAGCCAAUUCGCCAUUGACCCCAACAAGUUCAGAGAAGAGUUUUGUGGUGCACAGUCGAGAGCCUUCCUGUGAUUCCUGCAAAACCAACUCUGAUCAUACCUCCCCGCCCAACACAUUCAUUAUAAAUGUGCAAAGCUCUGAGAUAAAGCAGACUAUGGAUAACAAUCUGAACACAAGAGAGGAUACUCAAAGCAACUUGCUGAUAUACCGAGAUGAACACAGCGCUCUGUUGGAGGAAACAGAACUGCAUAUAAAUAAGGUAGAGGAGAAGAACAGACCUUCAGGAACAAGCCCUGGAGUCCUUUCUGAAGAGACCAGCGUAUUGACAGACAUGGGCUGUUCUGCGGACAUCAGGUCAGUCCAAGAACCUUUCGUGGGACUGCAAGAUGACAGCAGGAGCUCAGAAAAAGAUACUUACUCCAUGAGGAGGUGCAACACCAGUGACAGCCUCGAGGAAUACAUGGAGGAAUGCUACAGACUGAGUCAGGCACAGCAGCAGAGCCCUGGUCAUGUCUGCUCAGGUCUAAGCUACCUGCAGCACAUCUGCCAUCUCAUUGAAAAUAUUGGGAAGCUGCAGGAGACAAACCUGAGGCUGCAGGAGCAGAUCUGCACUUUGCAGAGCGAUCAUAGAAGGACACAAAGUAAAGAGGAUUUUUUCCAGGAGCACUGCAGCUGUGGAGAAGCAAUCUUAGCAUAUCAUGAGAUUCAGAAAAAGUCCUCCAGAAGUGAAAUCUCGUCUCCAACUGGCACUCUAUCUGAUCUGUCCACAAUACCUGAGGUCACUCAGCAGCCUCUUGCAUCCACCAGGACAGGAAUGAGCAAUGAAUGUGUGACAUCUGUCUCUCGGGGGAAGAGAAGCCUGAAUCGAAGGAGUUACAAUGAGGGGGGCACCCACUUCCUACAUGACAGGGAACAACAAGGGUCCAUCCCCCAUCGCAGACUGAGUGAAAACUACACUUGGGGCAGAGUCAAAGACAUUGUAAGGAAAGCUAAAGUAGGGAAUCAGAACCGUCUUGGAUUGACUUCCAGUUCUCUAAAGAUGUCCUGUCCACAGCUGUACAGGCCGGAUCUGAACCUGGCAGAACCAGCUGUGAGGAACAGGAACUCCAUGAUUGCUCUGGGCCAUCAAACCAAAUUGGACUUGCCUUGGCUGCAGUGAACACGCAGGUCCUUAAAGUGCAAAGUCAAGGAGAUGUCCUGUCAUACAGACAACAUUCAAGAACAAAGAAAACUCUAGGGGGAAAUGGAAUGAAAAAAUGAGAGGACAGGAGCAGCUGCUGCUGCUUACUAGGCAGAGAGAGAGAAGAAUAACUGCAUGUAAGAUAUAAAUUGUAAAAUAUUUUUUACAAGUAUGGAGUAUAUGAGUGAUCCUGUUAUGAAGUGAAGAGGAUAUAGCAAAUAAGAGACCAAGAGGUUGUUUUUUUUAAUACUUGUUAUGCCAAUAAACUUGGUUUUAUUAAGACGCAACAAAAUCAGUUAUGAACGACACUGUCAAUAUUUUAUAUUUAACUUAACGUGAUAAUGUUGAUUAAUUACACCAAAAGAAAACUCCUUUGUAUGUAAAGUGUACGAAACACCUUGUUUGGGGAUGUUCAAAGACCAUGUAAAGAAUGUUCUUAUAUGAGAAGAGAAAGCCUGUAUCAUCAGACCAGCUGUUUCUUUUUUUUUUGAUAUUCUGUCGUUAAAUAUUCAUAGAUUUUUGUAAGAUCAGUCAUUGUUUGGUAAUAUUUAAAAUGAGAAGUCUGCGUUUGUUUGACACAUUCCUUCCUGUGGUUUACUUUCCUACUGGCAAACUGUUCAGGGUGGAUCCCACCUUUAACUUUGAGUACCUGGGAGAAGCCCCCAGUAAUCGCUGUGACCCUGAACAGGUCCAGGCAGCAACAGAAGUGAAUAAAUGGGUUUACCGUUUGUAUUGGGUGAGUUCUUUUUAAGAUUAGAUGAAAGAAAUUAGUAUUUUAUACCACAUAGUCUCUUAGACUCUGCUGACAAUAAAGCAACAAUUUUCAAAAA